AGCUUUCAAGAUCACAUUCGACCUGCAAUGGCGUCCCUCAAGAUGCCAAUUGCUCAAUUGAGCAGAUUAACGAUAGGUCCAGCGGUUCGAUCGCAGCCAAGGCUACCUUUCGUCUUCUCGGGUGCUGCUGAUCAAUUGCGUUGUGCCUCGACCAAAGCGAACCCGAAGUAUAAGAAGAAGGAUACGAAAAAGAAGAAGAAAACGACAAGAUCAUCAUUUAUUCAAUACAGUCUUAAGGAUGCGGAGCAGUUCUCUCUUUGCGAUGCUAUGAGGUACAUCCGCGCAUUCGAAGUCGGCCGACCCCCUACAUCUGCCAAAUAUGAAAUGCACCUAAGGCUCAAAACCCUCAAGAACGGCCCCGUCAUUCGAAGCCGUCUUCAGCUUCCCCACCCCGUCAAGACCGAUAUCCGUAUUUGCGUCAUCUGUCCGCCCGACUCUAAGGCCGCCGAGGCAGCCAAGAAACACGGCGCCGUUCUCGUUGGCGAAGAGGCCAUCUUCGAAGCCGUCAAGGCCGGUCGGAUAGAAUUCGACCGCUGUCUAUGUCAUGUGGAUUCACUGGCAAAGCUGAAUAAAGCUGCUCUGGGAAGAGUAUUGGGACCGCGAGGCCUCAUGCCCAGCGCAAAGACUGGUACGGUAGUCAAGGAUGUCGGCGCUACCGUCAAAGAAAUGGUCGGAGGAAGUGAAUACCGAGAGAGACUGGGAGUAAUUCGGAUGGCGGUUGGUCAGUUGGGAUUCACUCCUGAGGAGAUGCAGAAGAAUAUCCGUUAUUUCAUUGAUCAUGUCAAGAAAGACAUGUCGGCCAUGAGCGACAAGAUCCACAAGGAGCUCUAUGAAGUGGUCCUCAGCUCUACCAAUGCCCCAGGCUUCAGUCUCAAUGGCGACUUCAGAAGCGCCAACUCUCCCUCGACGAGGGAUCUUUCCGUUUUGUAAUUCUCAAAUAUCAAGGUUUCCAUGGAGCAUCAUUUCUUCGGA
This is a messenger RNA of Xylona heveae TC161, 972 nucleotides long. RefSeq names its product ribosomal protein L1. The record is from RefSeq and is a predicted model, not a curated record. The transcript has 3 exons. NCBI's taxonomy places the organism in Eukaryota, Fungi, Ascomycota, Xylonomycetes, Xylonales, Xylonaceae. The coding region runs from base 28 to 930 and encodes 300 amino acids.